Messenger RNA from Triplophysa dalaica, 1709 nucleotides. It is a transcript of the gene gtpbp3, whose product is annotated as GTP binding protein 3, mitochondrial. Gene Ontology annotation, biological process: tRNA wobble uridine modification; tRNA methylation. Gene Ontology annotation, cellular component: cytoplasm; mitochondrion. Bases 121 to 1680 code for a protein of 519 amino acids. Gene Ontology annotation, molecular function: protein binding; GTP binding; GTPase activity. The transcript has 9 exons. The record is from RefSeq and is a predicted model, not a curated record. NCBI's taxonomy places the organism in Eukaryota, Metazoa, Chordata, Actinopteri, Cypriniformes, Nemacheilidae.
GUACAGACAGCCAAUGAAAAUGUAUUUUUAUUAGCACGUGUAAACACGCGAACCAAUCAAAUUUAAUAACAAAUCCCUGGGACGUUUUCACGUGGAAACUGCAACGCGUGAGCGGCAUGGAUGACCGUCAAAACAUCAUUCCGCACGACAGCCGUAUUUUACGCUAAACUGUUUAGAAAAAUGCACUUUAUUAGAUGUUGGAGAAGAAGUGCCGCUGUCAUAACUUCGAGAAGGUCAUUUGCAGUUAAAAGGCAAUUGUGUUCUGUUGGGUCAGAGGAUGACACUGUUUUUGCCAUGUCGUCGGGUCAAGGCAGGUGUGGGGUGGCGGUGGUCCGGGUCAGUGGUCCGGCAUCAGCGCUCGCUGUCUGCAGUUUGACCCGGCGUCUCCCCGCAGCUCGCACCGCCAGCCUCCGCAGCAUCAUACAUCCCCAAACCAAAGAGUUGCUGGACCGCGGGCUUGUCCUCUGGUUUCCAGGUCCUCGUAGUUUUACAGGGGAAGACAGCGCUGAGUUUCACAUUCAUGGGGGUCCUGCUGUUAUAAAUGGAGUGUUACAAGCACUUGGGACUUUACCAGGGCUGCGGCCUGCAGAGGCAGGCGAGUUUACCCGACGGGCUUUCUUUGCUGGAAAAUUGGACCUUACUGAAGUCGAGGGUCUGGGUGACCUGAUUCACGCAGAGACAGAAGCUCAAAGACGACAGGCUCUCAGACAGAUGGCGGGAGACCUGGGCCGAGUCUAUCAAGACUGGAGAGAACGUCUAAAGCGAUGCUUGGCACAUGUUGAAGCAUUCAUCGACUUCAGUGAAGAUGAACUCAUAGAGGACGGGAUCUUAACGGACGUGGAUACAGGUGUUUGUCAGCUUCAGACAGAGAUGGGAAAUCACCUGUCAGACCAGCGCAGAGGAGAGCGUCUGCGCAGCGGUGUUCAGGUGGUCAUUGCUGGAAGCACCAACGCAGGGAAGAGCAGCCUGCUCAACAUGCUCACUCAGCGUCCCGCUGCCAUAGUGUCUCCUACAGCAGGAACCACCAGAGAUGUGGUGGAGGUUCCUCUAGACAUCGGGGGCUAUCCUGUGCUGCUGAGCGACACGGCAGGACUGCGGGACACCACAGACAGCGUGGAGCAGGAGGGCGUCCGGCGCGCCAGGCAGAGGGUGGAGCAGGCAGAUCUCACUCUGGCGGUCGUCGACUUGACACAACUUCCCUCGGAGCCUGGACUGGUAUCCGUCUUCCUAAGAGGGCACUUGAGGAGUAUCCUGGAGCAAACAUCUGACAGGCAGCAGUGUAUCCCGAUCCUCAACAAAAGUGACCUCAUCUCCACCGAGCAAAACCACAGCAUCCGAGCCGUGCUCGAGAAGGAUGGAGAUGUUGCUCAUUUCAGUUUUUUGUCAUGCCAUACUAGAGAUGGGUUGGAGGAACUUCUUACUCUAUUACAAGAUAGAUUGAAGACAUUGUGUGGCGAUCCAUUGGCUGGCAGCCCAAGUCUGACUCAGACACGUCACAGGACUCACUUACAGAAGUGCACAGAGGCACUACACCAGUAUCAUCAGUACAGAGAUGUAGAUCUGGUGCUGGCGGCUGAAGGCCUUCGUCUGGGUCUUUCCAGUCUGGGGAGGAUCACCGGUAGAAUUGGUGCAGAGGAAAUUCUUGAUGUGAUUUUCAAAGACUUUUGUAUUGGGAAAUAAAAUAGGUUAAGUAUGAAUGUCAACAGCUA